AUGAAGUUUGUGACGUGUAUCCUGAUGUUCAUACGCGCAUCAAGAGAGGGAGACUGGAGUCUCCACCUUGAGUACCUCAAGGCUCUGGCACGGUAUUUCUUUGCUUAUGGCGGGCUGAGUUUUGCACGAAUGGUGCCACUAUAUAUAUAUCUAGCGCAGAUGCACAGGUUUAAGAUCGAUGUUCCCGGUGUUUACCUUGAAUUCAUGCAAGGAAACUUUUGUAUAACCAAGAAGGAGAGCCCAUUCUGUGCAAUUGGUCCGGACCAUGCUAUAGAACACGUCAACAAGUUGAUGAAGGUUCGGGGAGGACACAGCAACCAGCAGCCAUGGCAAGAUGGUUCCUUGUGGCACCAGAACUGAUUCGACUUGCGGCGCAUGUUGAGGAAAUAGUGGGAUUACAAAGAGCUUCAUCAUCACACCAUCAUGAUUUAAGCGAUGUGCUAACAAAGCGCUGUAACGAGAAUGCACAAAAGCUUAAAGAUGUGCUU
Messenger RNA from Porites evermanni, 488 nucleotides. The record is from the annotation of a GenBank genome assembly. NCBI's taxonomy places the organism in Eukaryota, Metazoa, Cnidaria, Anthozoa, Scleractinia, Poritidae.